UGCAUUUUUAUAAAAACAAUCGCAGUUCAAAAUGAUGAAUCCAGCAGCGAUGUCAAAAUAGAAUGCUCAAUAUUAGACAAUCACGAUUUACUGGUACAAGAGAGUAUAAAGAGAAAUUCCUUUCUACAUAAAUUACAAGUUUAUGGUCCAAUUGUUCGUUUCACUGAUUUACCAUCAAACGAUUCAAUUUGCGGUGGUCACGUGGUUGUAAUUGAAAUUUUUGCCACUGAUAAAAUUAUCAUUGACGAUGAUUAUAAUUCAUUGGGUGAGGAUAUAACAUUUAUUGUAGCAGCGCCAGUAAUAGAGGUUAUUGAUGAACGAAGAAUUAAUUUGAGGGGUCGCGAUGGUGGUUCACAUGAACGGCAAAAUGCCUACAAUGGAAAUCCAAAUGGAAAUAGAAAUGGCAAUAAUGGCUUGGCUGGAAUUCCAGGCGGUCCCGGCGCAUAUUUUUACGGAAUCGCUAACGAUGUUAUCAACUUUGACCACCUAACUGUGAGAGUUCAAGGUGGUAAUGGCGGACCCGGACAAAAUGGCGGCCACGGAAUGUCCGGCAUCACAGGCACAACAUUUGAUUUAUCGAAGGACAAAAUCAAACGCAAUGGCGAUAUUGAAGGUCACGAUGUGAUUUUACGCCGCAUUAUUCAUCCAUCGAAUAAUGAAUUAUUCUUGGGCAAUGGAACGCAGGAAGUCGUUCUUGGCCUUAAGGGGACAAAUGGCGGCGACGGUGGUAAUGGCGGUGUCGGUGGGCAAGGGGGAUUUCCCGGUGUCUAUGCAUUUCUCGAUUUAAAAAUUCAAAAUUGCGAGAGAAAGUCAAUAUUCCGUGAAGUGAGUCCCGGACGUAAUGGCCGCGAUGGAAUAGGUGGAAGGGGUGGGGUGGCUGGCUAUCCAGGAAGUGAUAUUAUUCUCGAGCUCUAUUUCACUCAAGGCGAUGAUGUUUUAAUUAGAAAUAAGGAAUAUCACGAGCAACAGGAAUUAUUGGAUGGACAAAAUGGAAUGAAUGGAAAGUCAACCAAGGGCGAGAGAAAACCCCAUGAGCAUCCACAUUGGCAAAAUUUCCUCUAUACAAUCGAUCGCUUUCAUGAUUUUCUAAAGACAAAUGUUGAAAUGAGUAAGAAUAUUGAAACAUUGCAUAAAGUUAUACCGAAUGUUAAUCGACUUAUUAAUAAUAUUUCAUGUAUGUUGUCGUUGAUUGAGUGAUAUUUAUUUAUUUAUUAAACUGAAUAAAUUUUAGACAAUUUAUUAUAUCAUUAAAUUUUGACUAAUUAAUCAUUUUCAUAAAUUGCUUAAAAGUACUUUCUAGGCGAAGGAGGAAGGGUGGGGGUUUUAAGGUACCUGCUACAAUUAGUAGAAAGUAUGGCGUUAAUGUAUAAAAUAGGGUAAAGUCCCAAAUGCGACACUUAAGCUGCGUUCACACUGACCUUUAUGGAACUUUAUGAAUGACUCCAUUAGUAUUAUA
Leptopilina heterotoma is the source of this 1456-nucleotide messenger RNA. RefSeq lists its product as uncharacterized. NCBI's taxonomy places the organism in Eukaryota, Metazoa, Arthropoda, Insecta, Hymenoptera, Figitidae. The coding region runs from base 544 to 1197 and encodes 217 amino acids. The transcript has 3 exons. The record is from RefSeq and is a predicted model, not a curated record.